CCCCAUCUGAGCAUUCCAGACACACUCAGUGGAGCUGACACGGAGAAGACACCAGCUGUAAAUGUCGCUCAGGGAUUUACUUAACAAAUGCUUUUGCAAAUGCUCGAGUUUCACUUUUGUUUUAUGUGGGAUGCACGUCAUUUACAGAAAUAGUUUAAUUUGUUUAUCAGCCCCGUCGAGUUAGCAAUAACUGAGUUUAAUGCUCCAUUUUGUCUAAGUAAAUCUCUAAGAAACAAAAGGACAUUUAUGAUGAUGUGUAUCUGCGGCAGAUAUCUGUAAAAGCGACUUGGACGAAAUCGAGCCAUUUUACUUUCUUGUUUUUCUUUUUUGGGGGGUGUUUUUCUUAUCCCUAAAUCGAAGCACCACUUCGCAAAACGUUUUAAUCCCACCACCAUCGUCGGUUUAUCCAUUUCAUCUUCAUUUUGUCACCGGCACCAUGCUGCCUAGUGUACGCCGGCACAGCCUCCGCCUGCAGACAGAGCUCCACAGGUGGAGCAUCUGCGAGCCCAGCAGCCACCUGCGUACAGACAGCCUCCUGUCCCGGUUCCCCGCCUGCAUCUCCAGCUCCAAGUCCUGCACCAGCUCCGCCGGGGAGUUGGACGGGAGCCGCGGGAGCUGGUCGUCCUCAGACUCGGUCAUCUCCACCGACUCUGCCGGGGAGAAGGCGGAACCCGGGCGCCCGUACCGGGUGGUGCUGUUAGGGGCCAGCGGGGUCGGAAAAACGGCCUUCGCCAGCAUCUUCGCCGGGGCAGCGGACAGCAUGGACAGUGAUGACUGCGAGCUGUGUGGAGAUGAAAUGUGUGAAAAGGAAAUUGAAGUUGACGGAGAGCCUGCAACUAUAAUUCUGCUUGACACGUGGGAUGCAGAGACUGACAAUGAAUGGGUCCAGGAGCACUGCAUCCAGACAGGUGAUGCAUACCUGUUGCUGUACUCCGUAACUGACCAGGCCUCCUUCCUUCGAGCCUCAGAGCUCCGGAUAACCCUGCGGCGCUUCCGUCCUGCCCAGCACACACCUAUCAUCCUGGUGGGGAACAAAUGUGACCUGGUGCGACGCAGAGAGGUGUCAGUCAACGAGGGUCGUGCCUGUGCUGCUGUGUUUGACUGCAAGUUUAUCGAAACCUCAGCCGCCAUGCAGCACAACAUCUGGGAGGCUUUUCACGGCAUGGUGCGACAGCUGCGACUACGCCGAGACUCCAAAGAAGCCAACAAGCGACGCAUGCACAUAAACACACGCCGCAAGAGUCUACCUAUGAAGGCCAAGCGUUUCCUCGACAAGGUGGUGGCAAAGAAAAACCCCAGUGUGGCAUUUUGGCUGAAAUCUAAGUCCUGCCAUGAUCUCUCUGUGCUGUAGAAGCCUGUUUUAAACUCUGGUCAAACCUUUGAUCAGCCAAAUAAGUUACAGGCUGGAAAAGAGAAUAUGUGGCCAUGGACUGAAGAGAAGUCUGCUUCUGAAGGGCUCAAAGUUGAAUGGUUCAAACCUUGGUGUGUUCCACUGACCCAGCAUUUUGUACAUGAGAGGUGUUUGCAACAUUUCUGCACCACCGUCCAUAUGUUGCAGUCUAAACCAAACUGAGUGGGCUGAGCUCAGCCUCUUUAGUGGACUGGACAAUCGGCAAAUGAAGUGACACAAAGACUUGUCGUAUCUGUGUGGCAUAAACGUAGAUCAACUGAUAGAAACUGAGAGAAAGAUGGGAUGUUUCUGUGUUGAACAAAUACAUUAAUAUUUUUCUGUCCUGUCUUCUCUCUUUCCUCUUUCUUUUGCUCUCAUUCCUGCCCAUAUGUGUUAUCCAUCGAUCCCCCAAGUGCUAAGAUAACCAGUUGUAAGCUAUUGUAUAUAAGUAUGAUUUCCAUGAUGAUUAUUCAGUUGUCAGUUAAUUUGUAAUGUGUUUUUUUCACUCACUGUAAAUAUAUAACAGAUGCUGUACUGCAUUUUGCUACUUGUGUGUUUCAGUGUUGCUUGUUAAUAAAGUGACAUCAUCUGAUUUUUUUUGUCUGUCGCCACAUGUUACUAAUGAGAUAUUAAAAUGGGUGACUCAGCUCUGACACAAAAGACACACUUAAGCAAACCCUGACACAACUGAGCUGAUAAAAGAUGAGUCAGGUGGCAUUAAAACUGAACUUUCAGAAACUAAAUUAGUUGUGUGUGUGCAUCUGUGAUGUGUGAGCACAGCGAUUGGACUGCUCAGAGCUUUGAACAUCAUUCUCCCAAACUCAGUUUUGUUGCAAAAACGGUUAAAUAUGUUGCCACGGUAACAUUCAGAGGAGCCCAGGAAGUGUGAGAGAGCAGCAGGCAGAUGGUGUUCGUGCACGUUGGCAAGAAUAUCUACCACAAGGCAGAGCAGCAU
Molecule: messenger RNA, 2345 nt
Organism: Etheostoma cragini (Arkansas darter)
Lineage: Eukaryota; Metazoa; Chordata; Actinopteri; Perciformes; Percidae
Gene: gem
Product: GTP binding protein overexpressed in skeletal muscle
Exons: 4
Coding region: 437-1351 (304 amino acids)
Biological process (GO): negative regulation of high voltage-gated calcium channel activity
Cellular component (GO): plasma membrane
Molecular function (GO): calcium channel regulator activity; GTP binding; GTPase activity
Source: RefSeq, a predicted model, not a curated record